AUGUUCUUCGGCUCUCCCGGAUCGCAAAUCGAGAUCGACAGGGCCGACUCCACGUGGACCUGGCGCGAUCCACGCACUAUCGAUUCCCCUCGACAAUCCCUACCCUCGACGGUGAACGCUUGGCCGAUCCCAUCUGGACCUCAAGGCAUUCAGGCGAACCGGUCAUCGCGACGAUGGACUUCACUUAAACGCGAUCAACCCCAGGGCCGCGAUUUCGAGGUCUCCAGACGGAUUUCAGCACUCAUCGCCGCCAUGCGCCUCGAAGCCUUCACAUUGCACAGCGCUCUGCUGGGCACUGCUACCGCCGCAGCCGCAGCCUUCAACUCGCAGGCUCAGACUCAGGCUCAGGCCAUCGACCGCGACGUGGUGAUCCUCGGCGGCGGCGCAACAGGCACAUACGCAGCCGUGCAGCUGCGCGAGCAAGGCCACACCGUCGCGCUCGUCGAGCAGAAGAGCAGACUCGGCGGGCACGCCGAGACGCUCUUCCUACCGGACGGGAAAUACGUCAACUACGGCGUGGAGGGGUACUUCAACAACGAAGUCACAAAGGAUUUCUUCGCGCAGCUGGACGUCGACUACGAGGCUCUCCUCCCGGCCACGCUUCUAACGCAGCACGUCAACUUUCGCACGGGUGAGCGCGCCCUGCCCGGCAGCGAGCUGCUGACGACUGCCGCCGCGGCUCUGCUGUACCGCGGCGCAAUCGAGCAGUUCGAUUUCCUGGCCGCGGGAGUUAUUGAUCUGCCGUCUGAAGUUCCCGAGAUCCUGCUCCGGCCGUUCCGCGAGUUCGUUGAUGAGUAUGCGCUCUGGGGCGCUGUUGAUCUUGUCUUCACCUUCACUGAGAACGUGGGCAAUAUCCUCGACAGGCCGACCCUCUAUGUUAUCCAGGACUUCGGCAUCCCGCAUAUCGACGCCCUCCUGGACGGCGGGUACAUCCGGCCGAAGAACGGGGUGACUGUGCUCUUCGACAAGGCGGCAAACUACAUCGACCCGCAGAACAUCUUCUACGAUAGCGCGGCGAUAGACACCACCCGCUCGGAGGACAGCGUGGAAGUCCUGAUCGAGAACAGCAAGACUGGAAGCCAAACUCUCAUCCGCGCCAAAAGACUCCUCGUCGCCUUCCCGCCCGUCCUCGACAAACUAUAUGGCUUCGACCUCUCCGCCGACGAAUCCUCCCUCUUCGCCAAAUGGACCUACAUGAAUUACUACGCCGCUGUGCUAACCAACACCCCCGUCCCCGAUAACUUCAACAUCCUCAACACAGACCCCUCAAACCAGCCGGGCGCUCUGCCCACCACGCCCUUCAACUGGGCGCUCGAGUACUCCGGGGUCCCGGGGUACUUCAUGAACAAGAUCGUCGGCGAGGCGAAUCUCACGGAGGCCGAGGCGAGGGCGUUGGUAAUCGAUGACGUUAAGCGGAUGAGUGAGGCGGGCACGUUUAAGAUGGAGGACGGGGAGGAGCCGACGAUCGCGGCGUUUGCGUCGCAUGCGCCGGAGACGCUGAUGGUUUCGACGGAGGAUGUUGCGGGGGCAAAGGAGCACGUUUUAUACGGGGUAUGCGUGGUGCACGGAUUAUUCGACGGUGUUAUUGUUAAGGGGUUGUAG
Aspergillus mulundensis is the source of this 1602-nucleotide messenger RNA. RefSeq lists its product as uncharacterized. The transcript is spliced from 4 exons. The coding region runs from base 1 to 1602 and encodes 533 amino acids. The record is from RefSeq and is a predicted model, not a curated record. NCBI's taxonomy places the organism in Eukaryota, Fungi, Ascomycota, Eurotiomycetes, Eurotiales, Aspergillaceae.